Messenger RNA from Blepharisma stoltei, 361 nucleotides. NCBI's taxonomy places the organism in Eukaryota, Ciliophora, Heterotrichea, Heterotrichida, Blepharismidae. The record is from the annotation of a GenBank genome assembly.
AUGGCUGAAGAAGCAAUAGAGUCAUUUAGAAAACGAAAUAAAGAUUUUUUGCUUGGAGUAAUGAAGGAAAAUAACUCAGACCCAACUUUGAUUGAAUUUCUUGAAAAAAUCGAUAUAAAAAAUAUGAUAUUUUUCAUAAGAUUAAUUUGAUUUUUUUUUAAUAUUCAGUCUUUUGUAUGUGAAAUAGGAUUCUUAUCAUUUUAUAGCAGAGACUUAUUAAUGCAAUAUUUAUAUGCCAUCCUGGGAUCUAAAUGAAAAUGUUGUAGAAUUUUCAGAGCCAAUUUACCAAUUGAUAUACCAAUAUGUGAAAGACAAAGUAAAUGAAAAGAGACUUCUAAGCAAAUUGAGAGUUCAUAAAUAG